This is a messenger RNA of Larimichthys crocea (large yellow croaker), 4415 nucleotides long. Its product is annotated as C-Jun-amino-terminal kinase-interacting protein 4. The transcript has 28 exons. The coding region runs from base 420 to 3413 and encodes 997 amino acids. Gene Ontology annotation, cellular component: cytoplasm. The record is from RefSeq and is a predicted model, not a curated record. Gene Ontology annotation, biological process: vesicle-mediated transport. NCBI's taxonomy places the organism in Eukaryota, Metazoa, Chordata, Actinopteri, Sciaenidae. Gene Ontology annotation, molecular function: JUN kinase binding; kinesin binding; MAP kinase scaffold activity.
UCUGCGCUCGUCAGAAUCAAACAACACCUCCUUCUUUAAACUCGUUUAUGUGUAAUUGAUAUCGUCUCCGAAGAAAAGGCGGCUGGAAUUUCAGUAUUUUGGGGCCAGUGAAAUAAAACUAACGAAGGAGUCAGCCUUCAAGGAUGGACUCCAAAACACCCCCUGACAUCAGAUAAACCUCACAUUACAGAGACAGCUCAUUGAUUCCCGUCUAAGAGGAAGAUGCCUUCGUCAAGAACAAAUGGAGCAUGAAGUAGUUGGAGGAUGGGUGGUGCUGGUGUUGGCAGAAAUGUUAGAAAGCUAGAAAAACUAGUUGGUGAGGAAGUGUAGUCAGAAUUGUGUUUUUAGUGUAAUAUCAUAUACCUUUUGUGUUGAGUUUGGGAAACCGCUUUGACAGUUACAGCAGGUAAAAAAUAAUUAUGGAGUGCACUGAGAGAGUGCUGUGUGGGACAGGGGAGGUGGAGCUCGACCCCAACAUUGUGAGUGAGGAGGCGGGAAAACUUUAUUCAGAACUACAGACAGUUAUUGAGACCCAUGGUGAAGGUGUGGUGGAGUCGCUGGUACCCACAUUCGUGUGGGUCCUGGAAGGACUGGCCAACUGCAAAGCCCAGCUGAGAGACAGGGAGGAGGAGGCGGAGAGGGAGAAAGCUGAGCGAGAAGAGCUGCUGGAGAGAUACCAAGCAGAGAGAGCACUCAGGAAAGAAAGUCAAGAGAGGUAUCUGGAGCUGGACGACCAAAUUGAACAAGAGAGGAGAGCCCUGAGGGGGAGGGAAAAGGAGAGAGAGCGGCGAGAAAGAGAGCUAGAGAAGAAAGCAAGAGUGCAAGCUGAUCAAUUGGUGGCCUUGGAGGAACAGAAGACAAAUCUUAGUAGAGAACUGAGCACACUGAAGCAUACUCACAACAAGUUGGCUCACACACAUCGGGAACUUUUGGAAAAGAGAAAGGAUUCUGAAAGAGAUUCUCCUCUGAGGAAUCACAUGCGCUCCAAGAAUGCUGAAUUUCCAUCCAACACAGUAUUGUCAGAAUCCAGUGUUAAUGAAAAGGUGAUACAAAGACCACAUUCAAACUCUGCUCCCUUCUGUUUGGAAGACCUAGCAGCCAAGGAAGAGAAGGCGAUUGACAUUGCAGUAAAGUCCACCGCAGAUCAGUUCAUAAAUGACAUCAUAAGCUCCACUCCUGAGCUGAAGCAGUUUCAUGGCUGUGUGGAUGCCAGCACCCCUAACACCAAAGAGCCACAGAGAGGUGGGUUGGAGACCAGCUUGGAGGAUGAGAUGGGGGAGACGGAGGAGAAGGAGGGAGAGAAGGAGCACAAGGCCGAAGAGGUGCAGGAAGGAGAGGAGCAGGAAAAGGACAACAAGAAGAAGGAGGAGGGAGAGGAGAUGGAGGAAGAUGAUAGUAUAGAGUGGGAGCUGCGCAACACAGACUCUGUGUUCUCUGAACUGUCAGAGCUGAGCCAUGACUAUGUGGAGAGUGUAGACCGAGGAGCCAGUGUGAGAGGCAGUGGAGACCAGUUUGAGGAGAUUCUUUCCCAGUAUGAGGAACUGAAAGUCACCCAUGAGUUAGUAGACGCUGCUCGUAAGGCUUUGAUAUCUCGGGUAGUAGAGCUGACUGAUGACCGGUCUGCCCUUAAACUUGAAGUGUCCUCCCUUUACGAGACAGUCUCACGAUUAGAGGGGCGAGUGAAGGAGAAGGAGGAGGAAACUAAGAGACUUAGGAAAGAACUGGAAACAUUCCAAUCUGAAGAUCCUGAUGCCUCUCUAACCGCAUCCAUGCGCCACUUCUCUCGUUCUGAAAUGGCUCGCGUGGUCAUGGAGAAAAACCAAUACAAGCAGCGUCUGUUUGAGCUGCAGGAGGCAGUAAGACGUAGUCAGACACUCAGAGCAACAAAGGAGGAGAGGUUAACAGUGGACAAACGGUCAGGUGUUUGGAGAAAGUUCAAUCGCUUAUUUGGCCUGACCAAGGAACCCUUAAUCCCACCUCCUGCCUCAGCAUUUGGCCUGCCAAGUUCUCCGUCAUUCACUCGACCUCGUCUGGGGUCUCAACAACUACCGGCUGUCACUCAUACUCAUGCUGAAUCUGCUUCUCCUGCUGCUCUCUCCCCUCGUGUCAGGCGGAGAGAACUCUACAGAGAAAUUCGCUCCCACAUUUGGGGAUCACUUGGAAAGCGGCAGAUACACGGGUGGAGCACACCGCUGCCAAACACACAGGAAUCACAUGUAGCAGACCCUAAAGAUGUGCCUGUACUAAUGCAACUCAGACUGUUGGAUCAAAGAGACUCCACAGCUAAGCUGAACUGUGCAGUUGCAGUCACACCUGAGAUCUCAGGAGAGGCCACAUGUUCUGUGUGGGUAGUUUCUGGCCCUGCCUUCAGCAGCGAUAUUACAGUGAUUGAUCCAGCACGGUCCAACACAGUACUGGAUCAGUUCAGCCUCCCUCCCACAGCUCCUGCCCUCUGCAUCUGUGCUGUGCCUCCCAUAGGUGACACUGCAGGAACUGUGUGGAUUGGGACUCAGGAAGGAAGUAUACUGGUACACUCAGCCUCUGCUGGUAGGAGGCGCUGUCUGAAGUCCGUUUCCCUUUCAGAGGGUAUUCAUUCACUCAUAUAUUCCCAGGGACAAGUCAUAGCUGGUUUAUCUGAUGGGUCUUUAACAUUUUUCUCGCACGGUUCAGACGGCUGGAAUCUACAGUCACACUUUGUGAUGCCUCUCGGAGCAAACCCUUUGCAGCCCAUUCGCUGCAGCCUUGCAAAAGGUGGCCGCCUGUGGGUGGGAUACUGGAACAGAGUCCAUGUGGUAGACAUUGAAAACAAGAAGGUUGAGCAAACAUUCGCAGUCUCUGAACGCAGCGAGCAGCAGGUUCGUUUCCUGUGUGCUGGUGGAAGCGGCGUUUGGACAUCCUGCCGCCUCGACACAAUCCUCAGACUGUUUGACUGGUCCACAGGAAGGCCGCUACAGCAAGUGGACUUUAGUGCUUUGGUCACCAAAACAUUAGGUCAAGCCUUCCUGACACUCUCACCUCUCCAGAUCUCGUCUCUCGCAGUCAUUUCUGGCCGUCUGUGGGUAGGCACAGGAGGUGGUGCCCUUGUCUCCAUCCCAUUAUCAAUAACAUCCGAAGACGUUUCCAUCCCAUAUUGCUCCAUUGCAUCAGCCCAGCUGUGUUACCAUGGGCAUAGACAAGCUGUCAGGUUCAUCAUCGCUGCACCUGGUUGUUUGAUCACCACUCCUGGCAGUAACACUGUCACUACCUCUCAGCUUAUCCUCAGUGGAGGAGAGGGCUACAUCAACUUCCGAAUUGGAGACGACGAAAGCGACGGAUCAGCCGAGUUGUCCCAAACUUCACCUCAGCGGUCUGAACGCAGUCACAUGAUCAUCUGGCAGAAUCCUUCCCCCUCUGUGCCCAGCUCUGCCCUCUGACAUCGCUCAUCUCCUACGUCUGCCAUUUAGGAAUGAGAUAAAGACGGAGCAGACACAUACUGCACACCAGCAAAGAUUGAGACAACAUGGUGCUUUCAAGGAACUAAACAAACCAACGUCUCAAUGUGGCAACAAUGAAAGUGUCCUUAAAAAAAAAUCUACAUCUCCUGUUUCAUCCUUGCGUACCUCAUUAGAUUUGUACAUCUGUCUUUUGACUGGAUUAUGCUAAUGGGUGAUGAUGCCUUGAUCAUCACUGUGUGUCUUUAUCUGAUGUUCUAUAAUUUCUGUAAAACUGGUCAGUAAUUCAUUUGUCUUAUUUUUAAAAGCUCAUUUUUGCUUUUGCACUAACUUUGCAUUGAGGUUUUCUGACAUACAGCUACAUGAACAUUUUUCUGACAGACUCCUGAUAUUUUCUGUUGUUGAACAUGCUGACAUCUUCAUUCCACCAAGGCAUCACCACAUCUUUCUGUCUAUCUUUUAAUCAUAACAUUUAACAUAAUGACGUGGCUCUUCUUGAAGCUGCUGUGUACACUCACUGUGAACUGGAAACAUGUAUCUGUAUUCUCUGCGUGAAGACAAUCCGACACUGAUGCUGCAUUGAGAUUGCUGAUAACUUUUGAUUUUGAUGUUUGUUUGUUUUUUUUAUUUUCAGAUUAUACCCUUUCCACAUCGCAUGUGGUGUAUUUACAAAUAACUGCACAUUUUAAAUGUGUGUAUCUGUAUAAAAAUAUGAUAUUCUAUAUUUUAAAUGAAUUUCAGCGCUUUCCUUAGAAAGUAUUAUAAGUUUUAUGUUUUAAUUUGAUUUCAGUACCUUAAAAAUAAGGGAGGGAGCGUGUCCUAUGCAGUAUUUAUGUGAAAUUACAUGUUUAAGCACACAGGUUGACGUCAUACUGUAGCAGCGACAGUACUUAUUCUUCUUGGAAAGGCAUUUAAAACUUGAGUAUUCGUUCUGACUUAACAUUGUGCAAUCAUGAUUAUCGUCAAUAAAAAUGUCUUCAGUGA